Clunio marinus is the source of this 393-nucleotide messenger RNA. The record is from the annotation of a GenBank genome assembly. NCBI's taxonomy places the organism in Eukaryota, Metazoa, Arthropoda, Insecta, Diptera, Chironomidae.
AUGAAGAGUGGCCCGAAUAACAAAAAUGGUCAGGGAUGGGUAGGAUGCAAAGUUCAUUCAAAGACAAUGGAUGUGAAUUUAAGUUCCACUUCAAAAGCUAAUAAGAAAUGUCAGAGAAUUGUUGAUAUAUUAAUGAUAUUUGCAGCGGUAAUAUUUGGAAUCGGAGCAUUUUUUACAGAAAAUAAAACCAAAAUAAUAUUCCUGGUUUCUGGAGUUUUCCCAGCAUGCUAUUUAGCAUUCAGAGCGUGUAUUGAAAUUAAAACUGCAUAUCAAGAAAAUGAAUCAAUCAAUCCAUUCAAGAAUAAGAAAGUAAUUUCAUUUUGGAUUUCAUUAAUUAUCAACAUUGUAGCAAUUGCUUACAACUCCAUUUUCAUCGUAAAAUUAUUAAGUUAA